GUUGGCUCAGUCAGUCAAUACACAGUGCAAAACUACAUUGUUUCAAUAUAAAUUUAAUUUCAGUUUGGACUUUUCAUAUUUUGUUUCAGUGUGUUCCAUUUGUGCCAAGUGUGCUUUAUGUGAACAGUCUUGCAUUCACUUGGUCAGGGUGAAUAUUUUCAACUUUGGAAUUCCAAUAGAAACCAGUGUAUAUUUAUACAAAAGGAAUUGCCAUUUGAAAUAUUGGCAUGAUUUCUGUGCAGGAAAUUGGCUUAUAUGCUUGAGUGGUUGAUGACAAGUAUUUUUCUCUCUCUCCUCUCAAAAUAAUAUUUUAUUCUGCCCGGUUUUACCACGUAGUGGUGAUGCACUGAAACGAGAAAUUCAUGUUUUUCAAAUCUUGAAAUGACCAGUCCCUAAAGUAUGAAGCAAUACAAGGUUAUGGUUAAUAAAUACAGGAAGAAGAUUGGAACUGUCACUGAAAACGCUUAGAUAUUUCAUUCCAGCUGCUUGCGAGAAAUAUCCACCACCGCAAUAAUAUAUAUUGAAUCGGAAUUCUUUGCGAUCUUUCAGUAAGACACAUUUUCAAACGAAUUGCUUUCAAAGUACGUUCUUCAGCGUGAUUUAGCGCGUUUUACAGUGGAAAUCGUGGGUUUGUUUACAUCCGUGGACGUGACCAAGGUAUCGUUCGAUUUCGCUGAGUGAUGAUGACGUCAUCAUUAUUCUGCAAAGCUCACGCUGAUUGGUCAGGGGAAGGGAAUUGGGGCACACUACCGUCACCUCUCUGCAGCAGCUAUAUUUGGUUGUUGACGUAAAUAUAAUAAAGAAUACUCCGGAUUCAGCAACUUUCCCUACCUCUUCCGCACGUGCUUUUUGUACACUAGGCGUGUGGAAAAGACUUGUUUUCUUCGGCUAAAGCAGCUGUAAAUAUUCGGAGGAAACAGCCCUUCGAUCGAGCAAAACAUCUCGCCAUUUUUAGAGUGUUUUGGUUCUGUAACCGUGACAAUUGCCUGUAGUAGGAGGAGUCCAAUGGCCAAGCUCCCAUUGGACGUGGAGAGUUCAUUUGAAGAUAGUUUUGGUGUGUUUUCUCCAUUCGAAGAUGACGAUUUCGAAGGUAGAAGGACUGCCUUCGUGGGAGAGUCGAGUGGAGGUGGAGGAGGAGGAAAUGGCUGGGACAGCUACCAAGCACUACCUAGUUCUCCGUUCGGCGGAGUCGGGGGAGACUUCGAUAUGGAGCUGGAGUUUUUUAAAAGUGAUGUGAUCGAGGACUGUAAAGUGGCUGGGCCUACUUUGGCCGAACUAAAUGAUCAUCGCUCUCUGUCGCCUCUGAUAAAUCCUGAAAUGGAGCGCCUUCAUCGAAUAGCCACUCGAGCGGAGGGCGACUGUUCCCCUUCGUGGGAUUGCUCAUCAACUCGGAAGCCGCAGCCCUACAUCUCUUUAGAGCUCACAUCGGAUAAGACUGAAAGACGGGUUGUUCAAUUAAAACAAGAGCCUGUUUCAUCAAAUAGCGAAUAUAACGAGAGAUCCGAGCAACCUGCCUCUGUUUUAAAAGAAACGGAGAAGAAACUUCCCAGCAAACCUACAUGGACUAUGACCCGAAACACUUCUUCUUUGCAUUGCAAAAAAGAGUCCGAGAAAACAGUUGCCACGGACGAUGAGAAAACUUCGAGAAUGGUCGUUUUACCAGAAAGAAAUUUAGGCAAUGAUCGCAUUAACCAAAUGCCAAAGUUAGUUUCAGCGGAAAUGAAAACUCGAUUAUAUACGGCAGGUCCGGCACAGCGCGAGGAUGGGAAUGCGAAGGUUGAAGCAGAGCGGGAACCGAUCGAAGCCGAUCCGAGUAGCCCAGCUGCGGACGAUGAAUCCGCGGACGAAGACAUGGACAGUGACGAUGAGUUUGAUGUGGAGAGCCAUUUGCACAGUGCUGGUUUAGCUAGAAAUCGAAAGGGGAGAAGAGGUGAACAAGAUGACCUUUCGCCGAAUCCAAGGAAGUUGCUAGAAAUCAGUCGAGAGCUUGAUCGUCUAAACAAAGUUAUCGGAGACUUAAAACCGAUUCAUCAGCUGCCACAGAACGCCCGGAACAAGUCAAGAAAGGAGAAAAACAAGCUAGCCUCAAGGGCUUGUAGAUUAAAGAAGAAAGCACAGCACGAAGCUAACAAGGUCAAGUUGCAGGGACUAGAAUUGGAGCAGCAGCGCCUGACAGAAGUCAUUGAUAAAGUGAAGAAAGAAAUCAUACUUAAAGGAAGCUCUCAAUCUGUCGUUCCAAAGGCAAACUUGAGUGGCCAAGUGGAAGCUCUUGUCAAAGCUACAUUUGGGAAUCAACUUGUUGCUGGCCACACUUCAGAUUUUGUUCACUCUGUUCUGGAGGCUACUGCAAGAGCAAAUCCAUCACUUGGGAAACUGGACGAGCUUAGUUUGUGCUUCUGAGCAUCCCAAAAGAGUGGUUUGUGGAAGAGUUUGUUGGCCGGUACCAAUCAGAAUGUUAAUCUUUUUGAUUGUGUCAUAUAUGUACUUGUAGUUUUUCAUUCAUGUCUACUGUAGUUAAAUGGUGAUUUUCAUGCCUUUGAGAUGCAAUGAAGACCUGUGCUUAUAUGUACACGUAAUAAGCAUCCAUCAAGUUUCACCUGACGGACCUCUAGAGCCAGUUACUAUAACAAGAAAAAUGUUGAUACUUUUGACUAAUUAUCUAUUAGCAUGCUUGCAUACAGCUACAUGCCAUUAUUAUUAUUAACAAUAUUGCUGAGUCUACUGGCACAGACAUGCCAGUUCUAAAAACUUGCAUUUACCGUUCUAUUAUCUUAAAACGUUGUCCAAAGACAUUGUACAUGCUCAGGUAAUUUUUGUUGUUUCAUAUAAUUAUAAUAGGGGUUCUUGGGUUUUGUUUCAAUUGUUUUUUAACCUUGUUACGCCAUUCAAAUUAUGAUAAGGCAUUUAUUUUUCAAUUAUAUACCUUUUUGUAUCUCAAAGUUACUGGGGUGUAACUGCGUUUAUGCAGCAUGCAAGCAGUUCUUGACUAAUGGGUUUGCUAAGGUGUGUAUAAAUAGCUUGACAAACAAUGUAAAGUGAAAAAAGUCUUGCUUGAUUGAAUUUUGAGGACUUACUAAGAUCUCCAAAAAAGAUCGAUUUGAACAAAGGAAAUAAUGAUAAUGGUUUUGGUAAAGUGUUCAAAGUUUAUUGGUUUGUUUGUUCAGUUGUUCAGGCAAAAAAUGCAGUGACAUUUUAAAAGAUUUAUUAGUUAUUACUUAUUGUUAUAAUGGUGUAGUAUAAAUUCCGCAUAAAUUGACAUUUUCUUUUAGCACAUGGUUGGUUUGUGAUGGGUUUAAUGUUUGGUGUGAACCAUGAUUGUUAGAAAAUUAGUUCAUUGUGAUUGGCUAAGAGCAGGAAAAUUAUCAUUUAUUGUAGCCUGCACCUGCAAGGCAGAUUAAUGGAGGCACAUUAAUAAUUUUCUAUAAGCUUUAAUGAGCAGUUAAAGGUAUUUUAAGGACUUACAUUACUUGUGGUGCUUGACAAUUCUUUGAAAUAGCAUUCACCUAAAAUUUUGAGCAAUUUUGAUAGAAUUUUCAAGUACCACAUGAGUUUCCAAUAUCAUAAUAGUAGUGUUCCUGCACUCCCAUUCAUACAAUUACCUACGUAUGCUUAGAGUGGUUUUCAGUUGAGUGUUGAAAGUAAUUAUACA
This is a messenger RNA of Orbicella faveolata, 3649 nucleotides long. RefSeq lists its product as uncharacterized. Gene Ontology annotation, biological process: response to unfolded protein; regulation of transcription by RNA polymerase II. NCBI's taxonomy places the organism in Eukaryota, Metazoa, Cnidaria, Anthozoa, Scleractinia, Merulinidae. Gene Ontology annotation, molecular function: DNA-binding transcription factor activity, RNA polymerase II-specific; RNA polymerase II transcription regulatory region sequence-specific DNA binding. Gene Ontology annotation, cellular component: nucleus. The record is from RefSeq and is a predicted model, not a curated record.